Molecule: messenger RNA, 1836 nt
Organism: Otolemur garnettii (small-eared galago)
Lineage: Eukaryota; Metazoa; Chordata; Mammalia; Primates; Galagidae
Gene: BCAP29
Product: B cell receptor associated protein 29
Exons: 7
Coding region: 55-780 (241 amino acids)
Biological process (GO): intracellular protein transport; endoplasmic reticulum to Golgi vesicle-mediated transport
Cellular component (GO): endoplasmic reticulum membrane; endoplasmic reticulum
Source: RefSeq, a predicted model, not a curated record
UGAAAGGAAACAAAGUAAAAUUAGUGUUUCUCUGUUUAGGUGUGAAGAAAAACAAUGACACUCCAAUGGGCGGCAGUUGCAACCUUUCUUUAUGCUGAAAUUGGACUCAUUUUAAUCUUCUGUUUACCUUUUAUUCCUCCUCAGAGAUGGCAGAAGAUUUUUUCAUUUAGUUUCUGGAGCAAAAUUGCAACUUUUUGGAACAAGGCUUUCCUUACCAUUAUAAUCCUAUUGAUUGUUCUAUUUCUAGAUGCUGUGAGAGAAGUAAGGAAGUAUUCCGCCGGUCAUAUCCUUGAAAAGAGCUCAAGCCCCAGACCUGAUGCCUAUGAACAUACACAGAUGAAACUUUUUAGGUCUCAAAGAAAUCUUUACAUUUCUGGAUUUUCAUUAUUUUUUUGGCUAGUAUUGAGACGUCUGGUUGUACUUAUUACUCAGCUGGCAAAAGAACUGUCAAACAAAGGCGUACUUAAAACUCAAGCAGAAAAUACUAACAAGGCUGCCAAAAAAUUUAUGGAAGAGAACGAAAAACUAAAAUGGAUCUUGAAAAGCUAUGCCAAAGAUGAGGAACUUAUUUGGGAAACAGAAAACAAAAAACUAGUAGAAGAACAGGAAAAACUGAAAACUGAAUUAAAGAAGACAUCAGAUGCCCUUUUGAAGGCACAGAAUGAUGUGUUAACAAUGAAGAUGCAAUCAGAGAGACUUUCCAAAGAAUAUGAUCGACUCCUGAGAGAACAUUCAGAGCUUCAGGGUCGUUCAGGAAAGGGCAAUAAGAAAGACCUGUGAACUUUAUGAAAGAAGAUUAUGAUACAUCGUGUCAAGAUGAUAAAUUUGUUAUCAUGUUAGCCUCUAGAAAAUUUAAAAUUCAGUUCAUAAAAAUGUACUGACAGUAAUUAUGGCACACAUAAGUUAUAUCAUAAUGGCAUUAUCAAAAUAUUUGAUGAUGUUUUAGUUAUAUUGUAAAAUCUAUACUCUAGCUCUUAAGAAAAGUAUAAAUAUGUUAAAUACCAUACUUACAUAUGGGCAGAAAAAAUUCAUUAGCUGGUUACUUCCAAAAUUAGAUUUUUUAAGUUGCAUGAGACUAUUAAUAGCCUUGAAUGCUUUGAUGAGUUUUCACUAAUAGAAUAAGCUAUUUAAUCAGAUGAUGAUGUGUUUAAAAAUAGUGUUCAGUAUCAGCAAAUUUGUACACAGAGUAAAUAAGGAUAACCAAUCAUAAUUUUUGCAGUUUUUGGCCGGGGCCAGGUUUGAACCCACCACCUCCCGUAUAUGGGGCCGGCACCCUACUCCUUUGAGCCACAGGUGCUGCCCAAUCAUAAUUAGCCACUGUAUUGAUAAGAAAGAGUCAGAAAUAACAGUGACCUUAGAUUUUCCUUAAGCCUGAUGAUACUAAUGGUUUACUCUAACAAGACAGCUAUAUUGAUAAUUAUAUUUUUGUUACUAUGCUUCUGCACCUGUUGGACUGGGUUUUGGUGAUAUUGAUGUUAAUAAUUAGUAAGCAUUCUACCUUUUCAAGUUUAUCUAGUAAUGGAGUUUACCUCUAUUUGCAUAACUGCCAUAGCACUGAACUGAGUUUAUUUUACAAUGAUGUGGAGUUCUUUACUUGAAAAGUUAAUGUGUAAUAUAUCCAAAAAACAGUGUUUCCUAUGAUUGUAAGAGUUACUGAUCAUACAAAUAUUACCUCAAAUAUACCUACACUUGUGUCACACAGUUUUCCUGAGAUGUUUCUAUAUUCUGAAAGCUAAAUACAUGUAUUAAACACUAUUUUUCCAUUCAAAAAUUCAUUUAAAUUUUCCUUUAGAAGAUGAUCCUGAUUAUAAUAUUGAUAAGAUUUAUUUUGUUUCA